Molecule: messenger RNA, 777 nt
Organism: Coregonus clupeaformis (lake whitefish)
Lineage: Eukaryota; Metazoa; Chordata; Actinopteri; Salmoniformes; Salmonidae
Product: programmed cell death protein 6
Exons: 6
Coding region: 49-684 (211 amino acids)
Molecular function (GO): calcium ion binding
Source: RefSeq, a predicted model, not a curated record
GACUUUGUGGCUGUGGUAACUUGUGACGACCGAACGUUAGUGUCACAGAUGAAAACGAGUACAGGGUUGUGUAGCACAAAUUUUAAAGGUUUUAAAAUGGCAUAUCAUUCCGGUAGUCCGUAUAGAGGAGCUCCACAACAACAAUACAACAACGCAGCGCCGGCGCCGGAUCAAGGUUUUCUUUGGAAUAUAUUUCAGAGAGUGGACAAGGACAGGAGCGCCGUGAUAUCAGACACAGAGCUGCAGCAGGCCUUAUCGAACGGUACAUGGACCCCAUUCAACCCAGUGACGGUCCGAUCAAUCAUAUCCAUGUUCGACAGGGAGAACAGAGGAGGGGUGAACUUCAACGAGUUCGCGGGCGUGUGGAAGUACAUCACAGACUGGCAGAACAUCUUCCGCACUUACGACAGAGACCACUCGGGCUUCAUCGACAAGAACGAGCUCAAGCAGGCACUGACUGGAUUCGGUGAGCAAAGGUAUCGUCUCUCAGACCAGUUCUACAACACUCUCAUAGAGAAGUUUGAUAGGCAGAGGAAGGGACAAGUGGCCUUUGAUGACUUCAUCCAGUGUUGUAUUGUUCUACAGAGGUUGACCGACGUGUUCAGGAGGUACGACACGGACCAAGACGGCUGGAUCCAGGUGUCCUAUGAACAGUAUCUAUCCAUGGUUUUCAACGUUGUAUAGUAGAAACAAGAGCACAACUGGACACAACACUGUGCCAAAUCCUUCCCACCUCCACAACGUGUCUUCCUGGAUCAAGCGGACUGGGACUCUGGG